This is a messenger RNA of Acanthosepion pharaonis, 558 nucleotides long. The record is from the annotation of a GenBank genome assembly. Lineage: Eukaryota; Metazoa; Mollusca; Cephalopoda; Sepiida; Sepiidae.
AUGGAUGGUGAAGCCACAAUUUUCAAAGGAGAGAAGAAUGUGGUAUCCUACACUCAAGUUUUUUCUUUCUUUUCAGUCGAUCACUUCAUUUCUCUCCUUAUGAGCACUACAAUAUUUCUGAGUAGCUUUAUUCUUUUUCUCUCUAUUUCUCUUUCAUUCUUUUUUUUCUCACCAGCUUAUUUCUUUUUCUUUCUAUUUUUCUUUAAUUCUUUUGUUUUUCUGUCUGACCUCUCUUUUUUUUUUCUCUAUUUCUCUUUCAUUCUUUUCUUUUUAUAUCUAACCUUAUUCUUUUUCUAUCUAUUUCUUUUUCAUUAUUUUAUUUUUCUGUCUGGUCUCUCUAUUUUUCUUGAUUUCUCCUUCUUUUCUUUUUAUAGUUUUUCUUUUCUAUUUUCUUUCUUCCUUCACUCAUAUUUCCAUACGCAUCUGCUUUCAUUCUUUGAUUUUUAUACAUUUUUCUUUCCUUCUUUUUCCCUUUAUAUUUUCUUUCUCUCUUUCAUACUUCUUUCUCUUUACCAUCUACUCACUCACUGCUACCUUUCUCUCUGUCUCUCUCUUUAA